UUUGAUGUGCUCUUCAACUUUUUGUCUAAAUGUCCCUGGUCUCAGUCAACUUUUUCAAGUUCUUGCCAGGGGAGGCUCAGAUUGGAAUCCUAUAAUUUUGGAGUUGGAAAGAAACCAGAGAUAAAUGCCUGUCCCUAAGACCCCCACACUCACCUUCAUUUCCCUGCCACAGCUGGGCAGUUCCUGGAUUCAACAGCUUCUCAAGUAAUUUGUACUGUCUGAUCUGUGAGGAGGGGGAGGGCAGACUUUUCUCAUGACCUUCAGUGAAUCCUCCCACCUCCAUGAGCUCAUCUAUUGUGCUGACAGGACUUCUUAGAGCUUCUGUGGCUCCCCCUUACCAAAGCCCCCCAUGACCAGAGCUCCCCCCCCCAUUACCAGCUCCUUUCCUAGCACCCUCCCAGCAUGGUUGCAUAGAUGAAUGGGUUGUCUCAACUCUGUCACCCUCUGUGAUAGGUGUAUCUAGGCUGCUUCUGGGUGGGCUGGGGAGAGCCCUUGAGGGCUCUUACCCAUGUUUCAGAUAAUCUGUCUCUCCAGGGGUCUUACUGAGGGUGUGACUUUUCAUUUGGACAGAUAUAGGUAUGGGGUAUAGGAAACACACCCCCACGUCCCCCAGUCUACCUCCCUAAAGUGGUCCAGUUUUUUGCCUGGCGAGUCUGUGGGAUCUUCUUUGUCCUCAACCUGAAAUAAAGCCCUGUACUGGAGCUUGGAUAUUGCAACUUGCUUUCUAGCUGCUUGAUAAAAGAGUUCAAGUGUACUGAGACACACACACAGACACACGCACACACAAACACACACAGAGGCAGAGAGAGAGAGAGAGAAAGAGAGAGAGAGAGAGAGAGAGAGAGAGAGAGAGAGAACCAGAAGCAGCUUGGCAUUUAUUUGGCACUCAUGUUUGUUGAACAAAUGAGUGAAUGGGUGUCGGAACAAGGAAUGUCAGUCAAUACCAGGUUGCUCUGGGGGAUCUGGGCAUUGAAUUCAGUAAGUAUUUACUGAGUGUCUGCUCUGGAAAAGUUGGUGCUAGCUGCGAAGAAGAUGUAUAAGACCUAGUUCUUGACAUUGAAGAGUUUGUAUGUAGAAGGGAAUGAGGCUAAUUUUAGAACAAGGCAGGCAAAACACGUAUGGACACAACAAUAUAAGCAACUUGCUGAAGGAACAUAAACGGGGGGUGGAUUAAUUAAUUCUGAAUGAGGGGAGCAUGGUUUUUAAGGAUUUAUCUGAAUGGGGGGAAAGAAGGGAAAGGAGAUCCAGGCUGGUGGGUAGUAAGGAUGAAAGUUCUGAGACAUGAGUGUGUCCUCAGCCUGCCAUACACCAGGCCUGGCAGCCCCCAUGCAAAGCCACAUCUGUCUUCAGCCGGGGUGGCUCCAAAUCCAUCUCAGACAACUCCGAAUAAUCCCAGGAAUUUUUUCCAGGCGUCUGACCCCGGGGCAGGGCUAAGGGCAGACAUUCCUUUCCUCCAGACUUUGCUGGUGCCCUGUGUUGCUGGAUUUUGCUCUUUGGAGGACAAAGUCAGAGGUGCCCUGCACUUGUUGAAGGCUCGGGGACCAGUUUUAUAAAGAAGCCAUUGAGCACUGUCGGAGUUACAACUCGCGGCUGUGCGCCGAGCGCAGCGUGCGUCUCCCCUUCCUGGACUCACAGACCGGGGUGGCCCAGAACAACUGCUACAUCUGGAUGGAGAAGAGACACCGUGGCCCAGGCCUUGCCCCUGGCCAGCUGUACACAUACCCUGCGCGCUGCUGGCGUAAGAAGAGAAGAUUGCACCCACCUGAGGAUCCAAAGCUGCGGCUGUUGGAGAUAAAACCUGAAGUGGAACUGCCCCUGAAGAAGGAUGGAUUCACCUCAGAAAGCACUACCCUUGAAGCCUUGCUCCGAGGGGAGGGGGUGGAGAAGAAGGUGGAUGCCAGAGAGGAGGAGAGCAUCCAGGAGAUACAGAGGGUUUUGGAAAAUGAUGAAAAUGUGGAAGAAGGAAAUGAAGAAGAGGAUUUAGAAGAGGAUAUUCCCAAGCGAAAGAACAGGACCAGAGGACGGGCCCGUGGCUCUGCAGGUGGCAGGAGGAGGCACGAUGCCGCCUCCCAGGAAGACCACGACAAACCCUACGUCUGUGACAUCUGCGGCAAGCGCUACAAGAACCGUCCAGGACUCAGCUACCACUACGCUCACACUCACCUGGCCAGCGAGGAGGGGGAUGAAGCCCAAGACCAGGAGACCCGGUCCCCACCCAACCACAGAAACGAGAACCACAGACCCCAGAAAGGACCGGAUGGGACAGUCAUUCCCAAUAACUACUGUGACUUCUGCUUGGGGGGCUCUAACUUGAACAAGAAGAGUGGGCGGCCAGAAGAGCUGGUGUCGUGUGCAGACUGUGGACGCUCUGGUCACCCAACCUGCCUGCAGUUCACCCUGAACAUGACCGAGGCCGUCAAGACCUACAAGUGGCAGUGCAUAGAGUGCAAGUCCUGCAUCCUCUGUGGGACCUCAGAGAAUGAUGACCAGCUCCUCUUCUGUGACGACUGUGAUCGUGGCUAUCACAUGUACUGUUUAAAUCCCCCCGUGGCUGAGCCCCCAGAAGGAAGUUGGAGCUGUCACUUAUGCUGGGAACUACUCAAAGAAAAAGCCUCAGCCUUUGGCUGCCAAGCCUAGGGCCCCUGGUCACAAAGUGUGAUUUGCCACUGGAAAGGCUAAAACAGAGCCCACAUGAAACCAGAUUGAGCCUCUAUCCCCUAUACCCAGGCAGACCAUCUGUAAGGAAAAUCAGUAAUUGCAGAGGGCAUGAAGAUGUGGAAUCAAAGGGUGAGGUAUCUGCUUACCUCUUGCACACAGGUUUUGGUAUUUCAGCCAGACCCUCCUGCUUCUACCAGGAGGAUCUGCACUUUUGAAGAACACCCCCAGCCCUGGCCCUGUGGAAUACCUCUCACAUUUCCCCAGCCCUACGGCCCUCGCACUGGUUCCCAUUUUAAAGGAAGCCAUUUUGUGACCACUCAUCAGUUAUUUGUGUGUAGUUUGGUGUUUUCUAUUGUGCUCCAAGAAAUCUUCCCACGAUCUUUUUCACCUCCCAACUCAAGGCUCUUCACCCUGAAGUCACCAGAGGAGCAAAGGGCUGUGGAGAAUUUUUUUUUUUUUUUAAUUACACACCUCAUUGGAAACUUCUAGACUUGGAGCCUGGAGGCCAUUUUGAUGAUGGAGCCCAGAAAUCCCUUGUUGUUCCCUACAAAGAGGAAGAGGUGAUUUCUGCACUGCCAGCUGAUAUCCAGUGGCAUCCACAGCCAGGGUGGUCUCUUAAAGGGUCUGGGGAGAGGAGUGGAGGCAAUGAGGGGUGGGAGAAAAUAUUGUGAAGACAAUUCUGAAGCCCCUGCAUAGCCAGUCAGUAUUUGUUCUCUGUCAGGAAUGAUUGUGCAGGAGACCUGGUUUUGUGUUUCCUUCACCUUCAGAAGUAAGGCAUCCUUGAGGUGAGACUAGCUACAACCUGUGGACAGAAAUGCUGAGACUCCCCCUCCUGACCAACCUGAAUCUUCAGGUAGUUUUCCCUGGUAGGACUCAGGAGGCAAGAAGUUGAGCCAAGGCCAUCUGGUUAAGAAUUUGAAUUUUGGAACAAAGAACUGUAACUUUGAGAAACCAUGCAGUAUUGAUGUGACAUCACGGAUUCCUCUUCCCAAGUGAGUUCUCCCUUCCACAUGGUGUCUGCUUGGGUUGUCUACUGAGACCUGACUCUGGAAAUUUUAGGAUGGGAGAGAGAUGACAGUUACCUAAACAAACAGUUGUGGUGAUGUGAUGAUUUGUGGCAAUGACACAGAACCUUCAGCUCGAGGGCUGUUCUUGUCUCCUAAAUGCUGCAAUAUGUGCUGGACUCUUGUUUUCAAAGUGUUUCAUGAAGAAAGAGGCCGAGUCUCAGAUUCCGGAAGUCAGUGUUGGAAGGCAGCCCUGCAGGCUGGAGCGGAUCAGGCUGCCUUUGAAUCUCAGCAGCAGUGGCAACAGCAGCCGCACAAUAACUGACACGUUUCUGGAAAAAUCAUUUGCCCAAAGGGCAGGUCCCAGUGAGUGAGACCCUGGCGCAUGCUCGGAUUCCCUGAAAUCAGCUCCAUCUCUGUGGCCCGACUGCUUACAACAAAGGCUGAGGUUAUUUUUAGUCUUUCGGCUCCUGAAGAAGCCCCUGGAGACUCGGAUGCGGGCUAGUUGGGCCACUCAUGCCCAGCUGCAGUACUUGUUCUGCGACUUGGCAAGAGCCUUCCUGCUGGCCUAAUUGCUCUUGGCCAGGAGAUCCAGGGCAGCCUGGCAUGGAGCCAGGCCCUGCUUGUCUCCCCAGUCCUUUGCAAAGUGACCUGUGGGAAGAAAUAGGGGUCACUCCUGCAGGGGCUCAUGGUCUCGGAGUGAGUUCCUCAAACAUAAUGAUCUCAUUUAAAGGGCCCUGUCCAGAUGGGAUUUUCAUCUCCAUAGAUAUUUCCUUCCUCCUGCUGGUUGGUGAACCUGUUUUGGAUUCUGGAGACCCAGGGAGAGUUAUCCAUUUACCAGGAAGGCUCACCUGAGGGGUGCAUUUCCUUCCCUGACUGUGUUGGUGUGCUAUGCUCCCACAAAACCUAGUCCUUGAAGGCUGAUUAUUGACUUGGAAAAAUCACUUUGAUUUAGUUUUGGGGAAAAAAUGAGCAAAAUAUUCUCAAGUGCCACAGUGGCUUUCAAGUUAAAAAAGCAAAUCUGAAUCCAAAAACUGUGACUCCGAUACUUGACAUGUCUGCUUUAGAGUGUGUGGACAUCUAGUCCCCACCUCUGCACAUAUGAUGGGGAAGCCUUGCUCUCUCUAGCUGAAUCUGCUGUCUGCCACCUGCCAAGGGGCUGCAAGGGUGGGACUGGUCUCACCGACUGUGGAGGGUGCUGUCACCUGCUCACAGUAGUGGGAGUGGUCAGUGCUCUGGACUGGACAUUAGGGAGGCCCAGAUGUCCUGUCCCUGUUUUUCUCAUUCCCUGCAGGAUGGGGCUAAUUCUUCAUCUUUGAGGACUUCAGUUCCUCCUUCUGAAAAGUAGGGAUAGAACUUCCAAAGUACUAUAAGCAGACAAACUUCUCCAAGUCAUAUUAUCACCUUGUGUAUUUGAAAAAAAGAAAAGUGCAAGUAAACUUCUAGUUGGUCUUUAUUUGAGCCCCAGAGAAUAAGCUAGAAUCAUGGAUGAACAUGGAUGAUGAGGGUUUUGGUUUUGCCUCUGCUGUUGAGCUGCUAUGUGACCUUGGGCAGGCACUUAACAAAUCUGAACCUCAGUUUCGCAACUUGUGAGAUGAAAUAAUAAUACCUGCUCUGCUUUUUUCAUAGUGUGAUUGAGAGUCUUAAAAAGCAUAAUGUUAUAUAAAUAAUCACUGGAGAGCAGUGGUUGUCAGGGAGGGGGUCCGCAUGAUUUCUGUGCCCCCCUCUUCCUUGAGAUAGCAAAGGUCAGACCCUUUGUUGGAAUCUAUUUUGCUCAAAAGUGAUUUAUGUUUCAAGGGCGAGGUUGCCUCUGGUCAGUGUCCCUGGGCCAAAGGUGUGACAGGAAAGGGUGACCAUGCCUGGGUCUGUGGUGGGAGGUGAGGGAUUCAUGCUGGAGUGGGCAUGAGGACUUCAUAACGAAGAUAUUCAAGAAUGAAGCUACUCCCUUCUGCAAGAUCAGCUCGGGUCAGAAUAGGGAGCUAACUUUUAGAGGGGGCUACCAUUCAUUUCACUUUGGAAUAACAUAUACUUCGAAACUUUCGCUUAAAGCCUAGCUCCACUACUUUGUCGCUGGUUGACCUUGAGUAAAUGACUUAACCUCUCUGAGCUUAAUUUUCCACAUCAGUGAGGUGGGGCCGUGGGGCCUAUUGGGCAGAGCUAUUGCAGGAAUUUGAGGCAAUGGCGGUAAAGACACUGGCACGAUGAAGGCCCCACUCUGAUGGCACCUGUUGUCUUCAGAGCCCACCCAAUGGAGAUAAUCAUGUCUCCCCACUCAGAGCCCUGGAACAUCCAGGGUGCCUCUACUCCUAUGUUGUGGCUCCAUCUGACCAGGGAGGAGGUGAAGCUUCAGGAUCCAAGCCCGAAGUUGAAACGCGUGUUUCCUGCCUUUCAUACUAAAGCAAAUCCAGCACAGUGCGGGAACAGAGACAGGAGAAUCACAUUCAUCCUCUCCUCCCCUGGCCCCCCAACUCAUAGCACCCAAAGCGGGAGCCAGCAGGUCCCAGGCUCCCCUGCUGUCAUUGCCUGGGGGCCAGGUGGGAAGCCCAGGCAGCCCAGAGGGAGCCUCUGCUUCUCCAGGCUCAGCUCAGUGUGGUGGGAGCUUGUGGGUGGGAGAAAGGGAGGGGGCUAGGGGAGGAGGGAGGGAGGCCCAGUGCCUGCAGAGCUGGAGAAGAUAACCGGUUUUAAGGUUAGGGGAGGGUCUGGGUUUCACAGUGAUGGUUUCAUGAUACCCUGGAGAGUUACACUCACCGUGGCAUUUUAGUCUUUGUGCUUUGAACUCAUCACGAUUCCUUUCAGCCCUCCCCUUAAAAAGCUCAGAUAUUUUAAGGAAGAAAAAUGAGAUUCUUAUUGUGACUUUUCCUACCCUGGCAAGUUUAGGAGACAGAUCUGUGCUCUUCGGUGUUGUUGAAGAAAGAUUGCUGGCUUUCUCAGGCUCCAGGACUCAAGAGAGGUGGGGUCCCCAGUUUCCUCUUUGAGAUUGUGCAUGUUGGGGGGAGGGGAACCCUGAGGACCAGCCUCCCCACCCCCCAGGACAGCAGCCUCCUUCUCUCACUCCCUCCUCCCCCACCCUAGGCUGUUCCCAGCUGCCACUGCGCAACCCAAGGGAACGUUGGAUCCCUGGGCCAUGCUCACUUGCUCCAGUGAUGACCCAUGCCUCGCCUGGGCCCCAGUCAGAGCUGCGCUUGCGUCCCGUAGUGGGCUCACGCCCUUGGAGAAGGAGGGAGGAAGGGGUGUUAGGAGUGAGCAGGGUCAAAGGUCUUCUGGUCAGGUAAACCAAAAUGAGGAGAUGGGUGAGGAGGGGGCCAGAAACCUGAUUUCCACUGCUGGAGGGAGCAAAGUAACUAACUAACUGGGCUGGGAUGGAAAGUUGCUGUAACCCGUUCUUCCCUUAGGCCUGUGGUGCUGGGCAGUGUGAUUAUUUAAAGUUUAUAAAGGCCAAACCUUUGCUACCUUUGUACACCAAGCAAGCAGCCCUUUCUUGAGGCCCCCUGGCUCCCUCUUGUGCGUGUGUGUGGGGCAGGGGCCUCUGUGGGCCCAGCGGGUGAGAAUGGGGCCUCUACCCCCCGCGGAGGUGGGAGGUGCAGUGUGUCCUUGUAGAUUUUCCCCCAGGGGAGCGUUGUCUGUCUUAGAAAAGCUGCUGAUGUCCCUCCUGGUUUGAGAGUGUGUGUGUGAGCAAUCGUGGGUGUGAAUGUGUGUGUGAGUGCAUGUGUGUGUGUGUGUGUGUGUGUGUGUGUGUGUGUGUGUGUGUGAGUUGUGUGGUAGUGAAGGCCAGGCUAGUUCUUACCCUGCAUUCUUGGGCAGCAGAUGGUUUCCAGGCACUGCCAUCAGGGGAGCCCUCCAGUCCCCGAGUCCAGCUGGGAGGGGGGAUCCGACCAGUCCUACCUCCCUACCACCUGGCAAAGUAGAUGGGGUUCCUCCUCUCCCCUUGUUUAUUGCCCUUUUUGGAAUUUUACUUCCUUCCUGAAGAGAAGCUGUUGGUUUUUCGAUUAGCCGUUUGAUCCUGAGACUAAGUAGGCGUGGGGAAGAUGGUGGGAACAAGAGACACUUGAAUUUGCCUCAGGCCUGCAAGCCUCCCUGCCCAAGCCCUUGGCCUGGCCUGUUUCCUUGGGCCUAAUGGUUAGAAGUGGGAUCUGUAGUAGCUUGGGGUUGGGGCUCCUCUCCCCUUCCUGAAUAUUUCUAGGGCUUGGGUUCUGUGUAUGGCCACUGACCAUGAGUGUAGAAACAGCAAAAGAGAUUGGCGGUAAGUUCAGGGCCUGUGGGGUGGCAAGAGGAGAGCCUUCCAGAGGAAGCUGGAAGAGCCAGCUGAGGUCAUUGUUCUGAGAGGUAGGCAAGAGGAGGGGGAGAUUGCUUGGGCGUCCUGGUGGGAGGAUAAACAGAGCCCCCAGAUAGA
Talpa occidentalis (Iberian mole) is the source of this 8052-nucleotide messenger RNA. It is a transcript of the gene DPF3, whose product is annotated as double PHD fingers 3. Lineage: Eukaryota; Metazoa; Chordata; Mammalia; Eulipotyphla; Talpidae. The record is from RefSeq and is a predicted model, not a curated record. The coding region runs from base 1669 to 2637 and encodes 322 amino acids. The transcript is spliced from 11 exons. Gene Ontology annotation, cellular component: nucleus.